This is a messenger RNA of Impatiens glandulifera, 1534 nucleotides long. Its product is annotated as probable galacturonosyltransferase-like 7. Gene Ontology annotation, cellular component: Golgi apparatus. The record is from RefSeq and is a predicted model, not a curated record. NCBI's taxonomy places the organism in Eukaryota, Viridiplantae, Streptophyta, Magnoliopsida, Ericales, Balsaminaceae. The transcript has a single exon. Bases 260 to 1351 code for a protein of 363 amino acids. Gene Ontology annotation, molecular function: glycosyltransferase activity.
UCACUAAAAAGAGGCUGCAGAUCAAAAGAGAAAGAUUGUGAGAAGAAGAAGAAGAUCAUAAAAGUAGAUAUAGAGAGAGACUUCAAUUUCAGGGGUGAACGGAAAAAGGAACAUUAGGGUUUCUUUCUAAACGCUGGCCGACUUCAAAGUAACCCUAGAAUUCCUAGUUUCGUCCACUUCUUCAACUCCAGUUCAGGAUUCAUUGGAUUUCAAAUCAAAGAAGAGGAAGAACAGGGUACGGGUACCCAAUUGGCUAAGCAUGCCCUGGAUUAUGAGAUUAUCUGGGUUUUUCUCUGUGGCAAUGGCUAUGAUCAUUUUCUCCCCAUCAUUGCAAUCAUUUCCGCCAGCAGAAGCCAUCAGAUCUUCUUCAAAUCUCCAACAAUACAUCCGAUUGUCUCCUGUCGAUCCAUUUUCCUUCAGAAAAGCACCAACAUUUCGCAAUGCCAACGAAUAUUGUAGGAUGGGAUUAAAGAAAACAGGAGGAGUUUGCGAUCCUUCUCUCGUCCACGUUGCGAUUACUCUUGACAUCGAUUAUCUUCGUGGCUCAAUCGCUGCAGUCCACUCAAUUCUUCAGCAUUCACGGUGUCCAGAAGAUGUAUUCUUUCACUUCCUUGUAUCGGAAACGAAUUUAGAAACCCUAAUUCGAUCCACUUUUCCGCAAUUGAAGUUCAAAUUGUAUUACUUCGAUCCAGAAAUUGUUAGAAGUUUGAUAUCCACUUCUGUAAGACAAGCUCUAGAACAGCCGUUAAAUUACGCUAGAAAUUACUUAGCCGAUCUGCUUGAACCAUGCGUGAGAAGAGUCAUAUACUUGGAUUCCGACCUCAUAGUUGUAGACGAUAUCUCAAAGCUAUGGGCGACCAAUCUAGGUAAGAAAACCAUCGGAGCGCCGGAAUACUGCCACGCGAAUUUCACAAAGUACUUCACAGACGGUUUUUGGUCGAACAAGCGGUUUUCCAGCACGUUUACCGACCGUAAACCUUGCUACUUCAACACCGGCGUGAUGGUGAUAGAUCUAGCAAAAUGGAGGCGAUUCAGAUACACGAAACAGAUCGAGAAAUGGAUGGAAAUCCAGAAAAACAGGCGGAUCUACGAGCUGGGAUCGCUGCCGCCUUUCCUGCUGGUAUUCGCCGGACACGUGGCGCCGAUCGAGCACCGAUGGAAUCAACACGGUUUAGGAGGCGAUAAUGUAAAGGGAAGCUGCCGGGAUUUGCAUCCAGGUCCGGUGAGUCUACUCCAUUGGAGUGGAAGCGGCAAGCCAUGGCUGCGGUUAGACUCAAAGCAAUCGUGUCCGUUGGAUUCGUUAUGGGCACCGUAUGAUCUAUAUGGAGAUUACUUGAAUAAUGUGCAGUAAUAAGUAAGUAAGUAAGUAAAAAAAUAAAUCUAUAUAAAUUUUUUAAUCUUUUACUGUUAUUAAAUUUUCACAUAAAAUACUGUCAUUCCAUUUGUAUUAUAUUACUAAUGCCUCUUUUCUUCCUCUAUUGGGGAAUGUAUGAAUGAAUGAAUAAUAAGAGUGCAAAUAAGAAAUCAUAUUUUU